UAAUCUAUAAUGCACAAACAAACACACACACAACUAUCGCAUAAACAAAACGUUCAAUACUAGCGAGCAAUUAAAUGUUUGUUGUUAAUUUGGAGAUUUGUUUAAAAGCAAACAUCGCAUAAUUUAGAACAUUCAGUUGUGAACGAGCUGGCGCGCAGUCAAGUGUGGCAAAAAUAGAAAUUGAAAUUUUUGGAAGAUCGUGUCUACUUAAAGUGUUAUUGUAUUCACAUUAGAAARCUUCUAAUUCUAGCUGAUAUAAAUAACAGUGUCAAGUGCAUAAAAACCUGCAAGUUUUGCGUUCGACAAGUGCAUUUCAAAGUAUCUCCAGGAGCGUUGCGCUUCAGUUUGYCAAGCUAAGCCAUAAACAAAAUUAAAUAAACAAAAGCAAAUAUUAUGUCCUGCAAAGUGUUCUCAUAUCUGYUAAGUGUUCUACUUAUUGCACAGAUACCGAUUAACGGCAUCAGCGCCGGCACGGAUGAUAACGAGAUCGACAAUGCGCCAGAAUACUACUUGUUACAGGGAGUGAAAGUCUAUCCCGCCGACCGUGAGUGCGCCCUGCUUGGCGGUUUGUGUGUGCACCACAGCGAUUGCUUGGAGCCGACUACGAAUCGCGGACUAUGCCCAGCCAACAAACACCGUGGCGUGGAAUGUUGCUAUGAACUGCCACUGAGGCCCGCACCGUGUGAGCAGCAUUUGGGCAUCUGCAUGAAUACCUGUGCCGAGUACCUACAGCGACCCGGCACCGAUUGCCAAGGCGGACAAGUCUGUUGUGUCCUAGUCUAAGCCUAAGGCAGGUUCUCACAUCAAUCGGACGUGUGCGCAUAUUAUUAAUAAUACGAAUGAAAAAAAAUAUUGUUUAAAUUUAUAUAUGUAAUAUACUCAUGUACUCCAGUGAGUAUAUCGAAUUAAACUAAACUAAGCUUUAACAAAGAUCGUUCGAGCCAAUCGUUCUGUKCAGAGAAAAGUAGGAGGAUGCAUCAUAUGCAACUCAUUUGCUCGUUCGAGUAAUUACUGAAUGUAUUGUAAUGUAUUUUUCCUAUAUAUUACUUUUUAUGAUGAGUUUUUAGUUUUCUUGGUUUAAUUUUAAGUUAAUUAAUGGCAAUUGCCUAUCGCCCACUUGUUUCGCAACUUCAUGCCCAUGUGGGUUGACUUGCAUUUAUGACACACUAAAUACACCUACAUAUGUAUGUGUAAAGAACAGUUUACUUUAACAGCAGCUAAAGAAGGAAAAAAUGCAAAUGUCUGUAAAUAAAAAAUGUUGUAUUUAAUUAUAAAAAUYUAUAAGGAAAA
Messenger RNA from Bactrocera latifrons, 1290 nucleotides. RefSeq lists its product as uncharacterized. The record is from RefSeq and is a predicted model, not a curated record. NCBI's taxonomy places the organism in Eukaryota, Metazoa, Arthropoda, Insecta, Diptera, Tephritidae.